Pediculus humanus corporis (human body louse) is the source of this 1353-nucleotide messenger RNA. Its product is annotated as pre-mRNA-splicing factor slu7, putative. The coding region runs from base 1 to 1353 and encodes 450 amino acids. The record is from RefSeq and is a predicted model, not a curated record. Gene Ontology annotation, cellular component: spliceosomal complex. Gene Ontology annotation, biological process: mRNA splicing, via spliceosome. Gene Ontology annotation, molecular function: pre-mRNA 3'-splice site binding. Lineage: Eukaryota; Metazoa; Arthropoda; Insecta; Psocodea; Pediculidae. The transcript has 7 exons.
AUGUCUGCACAAAAUAUUCCCGUAUCGGAAAUCCUUCGAAGUAAAUCAAAUUCAGAUAGUUUAGAUAUAGAUGAUGAACCUAAGAAAAAAUCAAGAGAAGAUUGGAGAAAGGCUAAAGAAUUAGAAGAAGCUAGAAAAGCAGGAACUGCUCCUGCAGCUGUAGAUGAAGAGGGAAAAGACAUAAACCCUCACAUUCCCCAAUAUAUAUCAUCCGCUCCGUGGUAUUUUGGAUCUAAAGGACCUACACUAAAACAUCAAAGACCUCAACCGGAAAAAAGAAAAGAAUAUUCUAAAUUAGAUGAAUGGUAUAAAAGAGGAACGGACAAAUCUAAAUCAUAUACUAAAUAUCGAAAAGGAGCAUGCGAAAAUUGUGGUGCCAUGACUCAUAAAAAAAAAGACUGUAUGGAAAGGCCUAGAAAAAUUGGUGCUAAAUAUAGUGGAGUUAAAAUAGGAUAUGAUGAAUUUAUACAACCUGAUUUAGCAUUAGAUUUCGAUGGAAAACGGGAUAGGUGGGCUGGUUAUGAUCCGUCACAACAUAAAAGUAUCAUUGAAGAAUAUCAAAAAAUUGAAGAUGCCAAACAUCAGUUAAGAGCUGAAAAGUUAAACAAUGCUGAUGGAAUGGAGACCGAAGAGGCUGAGGGUGAAGGCGAAGAUGACGAGGAUAAAUAUGUCGAUGAUUUUGAUAUGCCUGGAACGAAAGUAGACAGUAAACAAAGGAUAACAGUUAGAAAUUUAAGGAUAAGAGAAGAUACGGCAAAAUAUCUUAGAAACUUGGAUCCUAGUUCGGCUUAUUAUGAUCCCAAGACAAGAUCGAUGAGAGACAAUCCUGAUGUUAAUAACGACACGAAUGCAGAAGAUGCGGAUUACGCUGGAGAAAAUUUUGUGAGAUUUACCGGAGACACUAGAAAACACGCUCAAGCACAAAAGUUUGCCUGGGACGCGUACGAAAAGGGCGUCGAUGUUCAUUUGUUGGCCGAACCCACAAAACUCGAAAUGUUGCAAAAAGUUUACGAUAAGAAGAAAGACGAAUUUAAAAAUGACGUGCAAACAAACAUAUUGGGAAAAGAUGGCGGCGAAGAACAUUUGAAAGCUCCCCCCAAGAGUUUGCUCCUUGCUCAAACCGAACAUUACGUCGAAUAUUCCAGAUACGGUAAAGUUAUAAAGGGUGAAGAAAAACCAGUGAUUAGGAGUAAAUACGAAGAAGAUGUUUUCCCCGGAAAUCAUUCUUCCGUUUUCGGUUCCUAUUGGAAAAAUGGACAAUGGGGAUAUAAAUGUUGUCAUUCCUUUUUAAAGAAUUCGUAUUGCACGGGAGAGAGUGGAAAAGUUAUUAAUAACGUACCUCCGAUUGUUUAA